Molecule: messenger RNA, 1885 nt
Organism: Dermacentor silvarum
Lineage: Eukaryota; Metazoa; Arthropoda; Arachnida; Ixodida; Ixodidae
Exons: 2
Coding region: 4-450 (148 amino acids)
Source: RefSeq, a predicted model, not a curated record
GCAAUGGAACCAGUGGCUCGGCAGGUCUUAGAAAGAAAAGCCGGCACCACAGUGACGCAGGUUGGCCUCGUCGUUCAUCCACGACAGCCUUGGCUCUGUGCAAGCCCAGAUGGACUGUUCCACACGAGGAAGGGGAUAACUUUACUAGAAAUUAAGUGCCCUUUCUCCAGGAAAGACGAUUUCAUCAUUGACCCCAGCCUGUGCCAGAGCUUCAUUAGCUAUGUUGUAUAUGAGGACGGCUGCCUUAGACUAGCUCGCAAGCACCCGUACUACUGUCAAGUGCAAGUGGCAAUGUACGUAACGAACACCACAGAGUGUUUCUUUUUUGUGUACAGCAGCAAGCAGGACCUCAUUAUUUUAGUUGAAAGGGAUGAAGCCUUUCUUGCCGAGAGCAUUCCACGGCUUCAGUGGUUUUAUCACAAGUAUUACAUAAAGCUGCUGGCACAGUAAGCAGCAUAGUGCCCUUUUGAUGUUUCAAUGCAGAUGAUUUUAUGUAUCGAGAUUGUUCUAUUGAGUGUGCACUCAGCAUUCUUUUGUCUGCAUCGAAAGUAGGAAGCUUCUAUGCAAAAUGCAUGCGUUCAGUAUACCAUCUCAUAAUCACUGGAAGUUUUCUGAACAGGUGUUUUAUUUAACUAUGAUGACAAUUUCGAAGGGAGGGGAGGUUGUAUUGCACAUGUUCAGGAGUAGUGUAUUAUAAGCUCCUUCUAAACCUCCUGACAUGAGGACUAGUCACCCUGCUUUCACUGAUAUUCUCAUAUUGCGUUUUAAUGGCUGAUAAUAAAUACUAGUUUUGAAAGUGUGUUUACAGCAACAUGUUUUGCACUCAUGUAUUACCUUUCACAAAGGGCGCACCCUGUAUGUGUUUGUCAUUGGCAUAACAAAAAGACAACACAAAGACAUCAAGCAAUGCUACAAGGUAAGCGUUAUUCCGAAGGCUCACAUUUAUGGGCUCACUAAGUGCUAAGUGAAGUUAGGAAAUUAGCAAGCGCAAGUUUAAAUCAGCUAUCCCGGCCACGGCGGCUGCAUUUCGAUGGGGGCAAAAUGCGAAAACACCCAUGUACUUAGAUUUAAGUGCACGUUAAAGAAUCCCAAGUGGUCCAAAUUUCCGGAGUCACCAGCUACGGCGUGCCUCAUAAUCAUAUCGUGGUUUUGGCAUGUAAAACCUCAUUAUUAAACUAAUUAGGUUAAAUCAGCUAGCGCAAAAUUGGAGAUUGCAGGUAGAAGCCUUCGUCCUGCAGUGGACAUAAAUAUAGGUUGAUGAUGAUUAAGUGCUACAUGAUAUAUGCAACUUAUUGCAUCACAAAUACAUGAUAAAUGGCGUGCAGGUUUUUCAAGCUGUUGAUUUAUGAUGCAGUUUUUCAUUUUCCAUUAUGUUGUAUGAUGGGACUCUGCAAAUUCGCCAACACACAACACAUGUGAAAUAUUUUACUCAUGGCAGGGAUCAAGCUAAUUGGGAUGCGAUGUUGCAAAAUUCCAUGUGUCUUUAUUCUUUGUAUCAUACGCUCAACAUGUACUCGUACUUGAGCAAUAUCAUGUGUUUGCUUAAGUUGCUCUCUAGAAAAAGGCUGAUUGCCUGUUGAAAAAGGUGGCAUGAUUAGCACUGCGCUUUUCCCUGCCACGCCUGCUCGUAUGCCUGGAAAGCCCUUGUCUGCGAGGAUCACAUCGCCCUCUUCAAUGAUAUCUAGGAAGUCAGAGUCUAGCACUAUGUGAGCAUCGGAGCAGCGUCCUCCGAAAGACUGUGAUUUGUAUACAAUGAGGCCAGAGGGAGCAAUGGCUACUAAAAAUUUUAGUGUAAAGCCAUUCUUGUAAGAUGAGUACAAAACAUGCUGUUGCCUCACUUCAGAUGGAGUUUCUGUUCGCAGCUCUGUACAAUCCACAAUGAGAG